Bufo gargarizans (Asiatic toad) is the source of this 2786-nucleotide messenger RNA. RefSeq names its product opsin 4 (gene OPN4). Gene Ontology annotation, cellular component: membrane. The coding region runs from base 100 to 1869 and encodes 589 amino acids. The record is from RefSeq and is a predicted model, not a curated record. Gene Ontology annotation, molecular function: G protein-coupled receptor activity. Gene Ontology annotation, biological process: G protein-coupled receptor signaling pathway; visual perception. The transcript is spliced from 11 exons. Lineage: Eukaryota; Metazoa; Chordata; Amphibia; Anura; Bufonidae.
UAAGCUCUUCACAUCUUAGCUUCAGAGAAAGCUAAAAAUAAUUAAGAUUUAGUAAAUAUAGUGAAGCCUGCAGAUCCUGCCAAUUAUCUUGAUUUAAGUAUGAACUAUAUGCCAGCUCAAAAAGGCACCACCUGCCCACCUCAAGAUGCUAACUGCACCAAGAUACUAGAGUCUAUGAGUACCUGGAACGAUUCUGAAUUUAGUUCUUACAAACUUGUUGAACUGCCACCAAUAGUGACCACGGAACCCCCUAGAGAAGUUAUACAUCAUGCCUACCCUACAGCUGAUGUCCCAGAUCAUGUACAUUAUACCAUCGGAGCUGUAAUCCUGGCAGUAGGGAUAACAGGAACGCUGGGUAACCUCCUAGUCAUCUAUGCUUUCUGCAGAAGUCGGAGUCUUCGAUCACCCGCCAAUAUUUUCAUCAUCAACCUCGCUAUCACUGAUUUCUGUAUGUCUAUCACUCAGGCACCAGUGUUCUUUGCUGCAAGUUUACAUAAACGUUGGAUAUUUGGAGAGAAAGGUUGUGAAUUAUAUGCCUUCUGCGGAGCCCUUUUUGGAAUCACAUCCAUGAUUACAUUGAUGGUGAUUGCUGUGGAUAGGUAUUUCGUAAUCACUCGACCACUUGCCUCGAUCGGAAUGAUGUCCAAGAAAAGAGCAGUGUUAAUCCUUUUAGGUGUCUGGCUGUAUUCUUUGGCGUGGAGCCUUCCUCCCUUCUUUGGUUGGAGUGCCUAUGUUCCUGAAGGGCUUUUGACCUCCUGCACAUGGGACUAUGUGACAUUCACACCAUCUGUUAGAGCAUACACAAUGCUCCUCUUCUGCUUUGUCUUCUUCAUACCACUUUUUGUCAUUAUAUAUUGCUACAUAUUUAUUUUUAAGGCCAUCAAGAACACUAACAGGGCUGUUCAAAAGAUUGGUUCGGAUGACAACAAGGAAUCUCAGAAACAGUAUCAGAAAAUGAAAAAUGAAUGGAAGAUGGCAAAGAUUGCUUUAAUUGUCAUCCUCUUAUAUGUGAUUUCAUGGUCUCCCUAUUCAACUGUUGCAUUGGUGGCCUUUGCUGGGUAUGCCAAUAUCUUAACGCCGUACAUGAACUCCGUACCUGCUGUAAUCGCAAAGGCAUCUGCCAUUCACAAUCCAAUUAUCUAUGCCAUCACUCAUCCUAAAUAUAGAAUGGCAAUUGUAAAGUACAUUCCUUGUCUGCGGUCAAUACUUAGAGUAUCCCGCAAAGACUCUAGAUCCUUUAGCAACUAUCCAUCAUCUAGACGCUCGACUGUUACCAGCCAUUGCAGCCAAGCUUCUGAUAUAAGUGGACAUCCAAAACUGAGAGGCCAUCUACCCUCUGUCUCAGACAGUGAAUCAGGUUGGACCGAUACUGAAGCUGAUAGUAGUGUAAACUCCAGACCAGCUAGCAGGCAGGUGUCCCAUGAAAUGAGCAAAAACACCACUGAGAACAAUGACAUAAAAUCUAAAGCUAUGCUGAAAAGUCAUGAUUCUGGAAUAUUUGAAAAGAACUCAAUAGACGCCGAUGACAUUUCAUUGGUAGAAAUUGGCCCAUCAGAUCGCAGUUCUCCACUUGCUAUGGGGAAAUAUUUGAAUAGCUAUGGCCAAAGGAAAGGGGAUCCUAUCACCCGUGUAGCAGCAUCAAGAAUACCCAGCAUCAUAGUGACCUACAGCAAUCACCAAGGAGACCAACCGGUAGUAGAACAUAACACGACCCUGCCUUGUCAUAGAAACAACCAAGAUUGGGAGAAAGAUAUCAGAAGACAAAUGGAUAAAAUGAAGCAGAAUUCUACAUCCAUCAUCACUGAGACCAUACCAGAAAAUAGCACAGAAGUGAUCACAGAUCAGUCUUCACCAAGUAAAAUGUCAUAAAACUGCUAUAAAUGUGAUGUGUACUGGCGCACCAUUGUGCUAUCUUUUGGUUUGGUUACGUUAAACAGACCAUAGUUGGUCCACCAUGUUACACUACUUAGAGUGCUUCCUCAUUCUACAAUUUAUACAGUUUAACUAGAUAUAAUAUAUGGGUAAUAUAUCAUCCUAUACAGCCAGCUUUAUUGUAAUAAGAAUGUACUUCUGUGAAACGCUCAUUAAAUGUAUAGUACAAUAUAUUCAUGGGGUGAAAAGACAUAGAAUGACAUAGGACUACAUAAAAGGGUUGUCUGCUCAUCAAAAAACAUUCUAAUGUUUCCACAGCAAAUCGCCCACAGGAGUUUGAGUUUCUGUAGGAUCACCGCUUCAUUCCCCUGUUAUGUCAUAGUGACUUGUCCAGGGCUUCUUGCAAUGACUUCAUAUCCCAUCUGCUGAUCACAUGGGUUUCUCUCCAUGUAGUCCAUCACCUCUGAUGAAAUGAGAUGGACAGCCAUAUCCUUAAAGGGGUAUUCCGGUAGGUAAAAGAUAUUCCCUAUCCCUGCUCUUACAUGUGAUAUAAAAAUACUUUUUCUAAAAGUCAUCCACAUUUUUAUUAUAAACAAUUCACACCUGAUAAGCACCUUACAUCCUUAGAAGGAUCAGAAGGGAGAACGUUUUAUUCAGUCUUUUCCUACAAAACUAUAUAUAAAACUGCUCAGCUCCUCCUGCUCUGUAACAUGCUGACUAGAGAUCAGACAGCAUUUUGUGGUAACAGGUUCCCUUUAGGUGCAUUGCUUCUUGACUUUCCAAAAUAGCCAGUCUUUAUAUAGCACAGUCUAUGAUCUGAGUAGUGUUGAUCGCGAAAUUCUAAUCACUAAUUUUUAUCGUGAAUAUUGGCACUUCGAGAAUUAGCGAAGAUUGGGAAUAUAGUGCUAUAUCUU